AUGGUGGAAGAGGGUGCUAUGGAUCCAAGCUUUUCCGUUAUUAAAAUGAUCAAAGUUGGAGAAAAAGUGAUAAAUACAGAGAUAAAUCAUUUUAGCCAUCAACAUAACUUAGUGUUAAGUGAUCAAGUCACGGAUCAAAGGUAUUGUGAUGGUUGCACUGGACUCACAACGACUUCGUCUUAUGGUUUUGACUGUGAUUUUUUCCUCCACGAAUCAUGUGCCAAGUUACCAAGGAAAAUGAAAGUUCUUGGGAUCCUUCACCAAGACCCAGUUGACCUCAUUCCGAACUGCCUUUUUAUUUGCAACAUUUGUCACUUCAAAUGUAGUGGUUUUGCCUACAAAUGUAUGGUCCAUUUAUGCAAUGACUAUACACGUGUUCGGUGUGCAGAAUUUCACAAGCACCCGCUUCUCUUUUACUACAAGUAUGAUCAUAUGGAUCAGUACUGCAAUGCUUGUGGUGAAAAUAAUGGUGAAUUCAAUGUAUAUAGAUGCAAGGCUUGCAAUUUCAAUGUGCAUUUUAGUUGUCACGGCCUACCACAAACAGCUUGGUACAAAUUUGACAGACAUCGUCUUGUUCUCACAUAUCAUGAAGAUAAUGGUUAUUCAGAAUAUCUUUACUGUGAUAUUUGUGAAGAAGAAAGAAGCACCAACACUUGGUUUUACUAUUGUGAAAUUUGUGACAACUCAGCACACCACCAGUGUAUUUUACCAGAUUAUUGGUUUAUCAAACGUGGGAUCACCUUCAGGGAGAUCGACCAUCCACCCUCUCUGGAGUUCGUGCAGAAGGUUUAUGAUUAUCCCGAAAGUUGCAUAUGUGGUAAGCAUUGCUUGGGUUUGGCUGUUGAGUGUUCGGAUGUAGCAUGCAAAUAUAUCAUUAACUGGGAAUGCAACCUUCCCUUCAUGUCUCUUCCGGACGGCAAAGUAUAUAAUUAUGGUUCACAACCAUCAAAUAAAGAGAUUGUUGCUCAUGGCGAUCAAAGUUGA
Messenger RNA from Hibiscus syriacus, 984 nucleotides. RefSeq lists its product as uncharacterized. The record is from RefSeq and is a predicted model, not a curated record. Bases 1 to 984 code for a protein of 327 amino acids. The transcript has a single exon. NCBI's taxonomy places the organism in Eukaryota, Viridiplantae, Streptophyta, Magnoliopsida, Malvales, Malvaceae.